Molecule: messenger RNA, 716 nt
Organism: Vanrija pseudolonga
Lineage: Eukaryota; Fungi; Basidiomycota; Tremellomycetes; Trichosporonales; Trichosporonaceae
Exons: 3
Coding region: 60-656 (198 amino acids)
Source: RefSeq, a predicted model, not a curated record
GCGCGUUGUGGCUGCCUGCCUGCCUGCCUGCAUAGCUGUGUACUUACGCGCCCUCGUGCAUGCUUCCUCGCGCUCGCUCGCCCAGUAUAAGACGGCGCGUGCGAGGCCUGCGAGCGCACCUUUCCCCCAUCGAAAGAACACCUCUGCCAACAAACAAGAUGCUCGCCCGUACCACCGUCGUCCUCGCCCUCGCGACCCUCGCUGUCGCCCAGUCCACCACCACCGACGCCGCCGCCGCCUCGGGCACCGACGCCGUCGCCGCCUCGUCGGCUGACGCCUCGGCCGCUGCCACCGACGCCGGCUCGUCGGCCGGUGCCGACGCCUCGUCCGCUGCCCCCUCGGGCGCCUCGGCCGCCCCCACCGCCUCGGCGUCGCACACGUCGGCCUCUGGCGCCGCUGCGCCUUCGUCGGCCGCCGCCGCCCCCUCCGCCGGCUCGUCGUCGCACGCCUCCGCGUCGGGCUCGGCUGCCGCUGCCUCGGGCUCUGCCUCGGGCGCCAAGUCGUCCGCCGCGGCUGCCUCGUCGUCGGCCGCGAAGAACGCGACCGCCUCGGCCUCCGCCAAGCCCGCCGCCGCCGGCCUCAACGCCCCCAUCCCCGCCGCUGCCGUCGCCGCCAUGGUCAUCUCGGCCGUCGUCGGCGCCGCCGUCUCGCUCUAAGCGACACGCGCGUUUCGUUGUAGAUGCCUCUUGGGCUGAUGCUAGUUUUAAUACCGAUGA